Molecule: messenger RNA, 1186 nt
Organism: Punctularia strigosozonata HHB-11173 SS5
Lineage: Eukaryota; Fungi; Basidiomycota; Agaricomycetes; Corticiales; Punctulariaceae
Product: glycosyltransferase family 15 protein
Exons: 4
Coding region: 1-1152 (383 amino acids)
Biological process (GO): cell wall mannoprotein biosynthetic process; protein N-linked glycosylation
Cellular component (GO): Golgi apparatus; membrane
Molecular function (GO): alpha-1,2-mannosyltransferase activity
Source: RefSeq, a predicted model, not a curated record
AUGAACACCACUACCCGCUACGUCCUCAUGACGGUGUUGCUUGUCCUCGGCCUACAUUCUAUCCUCUCAUUAACACACGAGGGCUACGGCAACGCUACGUCCAUCGGCCAUAUCACGUCCAAAAUAUCUGGGUCGCCACGGAUAUCUCUUGCCGAGCAGGAGACCGUGUCGACAACGUUCGGCGAGACCCAGGCGGACGGCUACCCGCCACGAGCGAACGCGACGUUGCUCAUGCUCGCGCGCAACUCGGAUCUGAAUGGUGUGGUGCAGAGCGUGCGCGAGCUCGAGGAUCGCUGGAACAGGAAACACAACUAUCCUUGGGUCUUCCUCAAUGAGGAAGAAUUCUCGGACGAGUUCAAGAAACGAGUCUCCGUCCUCACAAACGCCCCAGUCUCUUUCGGCCUUAUCCCACGCGAGUACUGGUUCCAGCCCGACUGGAUCGACGAGGACAAGGCGAAAGCCGGUCGGGACGACCUCGUUGCCAACAACGUCAUCUACGGUGGCUCCGUUCCUUACCGCAACAUGUGCCGUUUCAACUCGGGCUUCUUCUACCGCCACCCGCUCCUGCAGCAAUACAAGUGGUACUGGCGCGUCGAGCCCGACGUCCACUUCUUUUGCGAUAUCAACCACGAUCCGUUCCAUUACAUGAUCGAGCACAACAAGACGUACGGCUGGACGAUCUCUAUGUUCGAGUUCCAGAAGACGAUCCCGACCCUAUGGGGCAACGUCCUCGACUUCAUGAUGGAGUACCCGCACUACAUCGCGGACAACAACGCGAUGCGCUUCCUGUCCGACAACAAUGGGAAAACGUACAACCUCUGCCACUUCUGGUCCAAUUUCGAAAUUGCCGACAUGGACUUCUGGCGUAGCGAGGCUUACAGCACUUUCUUCGACUACUUGGACCAGAAGGGCGGCUUCUACUAUGAGCGCUGGGGCGACGCGCCCGUGCAUUCUAUCGCCGCCGCGCUUUUCCUUCCCAAGGACAAACUUCACUUUUUCAACGAAAUUGGAUACUUCCACAAUCCCUUCACGCACUGUCCCCGAGGCGAACAACCUUGGAAGGAAGGCCGAUGCGCGUGCGAUCAAAACACGAACUUUGAUUACAACCCAUGGUCAUCGUGCAUGAACCGCUGGGACCGUUUAUGGCGUUGACCCACACAGACAAUCUCUUGCAUUAUAUUCUAUC